Spodoptera litura is the source of this 1320-nucleotide messenger RNA. Its product is annotated as coiled-coil domain-containing protein 42 homolog. The record is from RefSeq and is a predicted model, not a curated record. Lineage: Eukaryota; Metazoa; Arthropoda; Insecta; Lepidoptera; Noctuidae.
UGAUCUCCAAUAAACUAAAAAUUUCAGAUUUUCUAAAGAGUUUUUUUUAAUAUUAAUCGGUAUAUAAGAUUACAAUCAUGAAUUACAAAACUAAAGAUUUAGCUCCCAUUGCUAUCCCACAUGGACCACCUGUGGAAUCCACUUCUGAGUACUUUAAGUCUUUGAUGGAAAGUGCCAGAAUGGUCAAAAAAUAUCCAGUAUGGGACAUUGCACGACCAACUCCUCAAGUUUUGAUGGAGCAGGCUCGCCGGGACCUGAUGGAGGCGGACAUCAAGUUGGCACUCAAAAGAGAUGAAGAGAAACGAAAUCGAGUUGUCAUGGACGCUAAGUGGGAAGACUUGAGGAAGAAAGAAAAUCUGCUGAAAGAGUCCUUUAUCAGUUUUAACAAAUUCAUUCGAGAGAACCAAGAGAAGCGAGAUCGAGCUGAACGUAAGAUGCAAGCUGACAACGAGGUUCUAGAACGCAAGACGAAAGAGACAGAAGCUAUGCGACAGAGAGUCAUUGAGAUGGAAGAAGUCAAGAAGCUGAUGGAAAAGCAAGUCAAAGACUACACAAUUUACGAAGAUUACCUCAUGUCGGUAGUGAACAAUUAUCCUGAAUUCAAACAACCCCUGGACGUGCUCAAUCGUUAUGAAGCUUUGGCUGCUGCUAAAUCAACACUAGCUGAUCGUCAAGAGCGAGAUCUGGAGAUGUUGGAGAACGCACGCCAGGAGAUAGCAUCGCUGACUGAGGAGAAGAAACUCUUUAUUAUGGGACUUAACAACACGCUUGCUAAUCUCAGGUGGCGCUACGACAAAAUCCGGAACAGGGUGAUAAAAUGGGAGUUGGCGUUGAACCGACUGAAGGAGACUGCAGCACGGCGUCACGUGGAGCUGUGCCACGUUAAAUCCGCUAUUUGGAGUCUUUACGUCAAGAUAUGCAAGCAGAAAGGGCUAUCUAUCGACGUUGAUACCAACGACUUCGAACAACAGCUGGUCGUCAUCAUGAGAGCUCUGCUGGAACUGCGCAGGAUUUAUAGAAUCGCUCAAAAGAGGUCCAAAGAGAAAGAUAUAGAAUCACGUGAAUAAGCGUUACCUGAAAGGAGUGUCUUGAAAGUAGACGCGCUGAUGAUUAAUGGUACCUACUGCAAUCUGCGUAAAGGACAACUGGCAAUGUGACUUCAUAGUCUAAUUAAUAUAACUGCACAGCACCACAUGCCCCUAAUCUAUUCAAACGCCAUCUGGUGGGAAAACGUAGAAUUAGUUGAAAAUGCACACGAUAAAGCGCAAGUCUCCAAAAUGCCAAUUAAUUUCUAUGAUUAUUAUGUUCAAAAUUCGUUUA